AACUAAAAUCUCCAGGACCACCGAGUCGAUUCGGUCGACCCAUCCUCAUGCCUGAUUAUUAGGAAGAAUUAGAUUCUGGGUAAAGUAAUUGUACGCUUUACACUACUCAUUGGAAAAGUUUAAUAAUUCGGUGUUUGAGUGCGGAAUAAGAAUUAUCAGGCAAGGCCUGUGAACUGUGCUGAGAAACGAUGUCUCGGUUGUCGUUGUGUUUACACUGUUAUCAUCGUCGUACAUCGUGUGCUGAUUACGCUUCAAGUUUUUCGGUUCUCGCAUUGUAGCUACUUAUUUUAUGUGUUUUUUCCCUCGUGUGUUGAUGCGUCUCACAACUACCUUCGCUCUUAAAUAAUAUGCACAUCGGACUUCCAGCCAUCACGGCAGUGAAAAAAAAAGAAAACAGAAUAAUAAAUACUUGUGGUACUAUAAAUCAUGAACGUACAUUAUACUGAGAACGGCUAACGCGCUCUUGCUAGUAGAUUGCUGGCUGACUGGCUUAGUGAGGCAGAAGAUAAGCGCUGUGACUUUACUUAGCGCGGACAUUUUUUAAUUAGUCCAAAAUCAAGCUCCUCCUGACAUAAACACAGCAGAACCGAACCUCAACUCGAAAAUCGCUUGGGACGACCGCUUUUGGCGGCAAUCAUCGAAAAAACAACAUCAACAGCAGGUGGUCUCACGUCGCACAUUGGCAAAAAUGGUCCUUUCCAAACCACUGUACAAUCUGCUGGGGGCUUACUUUGAGCAGCUGUUCAAUCACCCGGUGCGGACCAAAUCCCUGACCAGCUGCGUCAUCGCGACCUCGGCCAAUUAUUGCUCCCAGAAGAUAGCCGGCUCGAAAAAGACAAACACCGACACGCUGGUCGCGUACGGGCUGUUCGGGUUGAUCUUCACCGGGCCACUGUCACACUUUUUCUACCAAUGGCUGGACCGGAUGACGGCCGACAGCCGCUUCAAGCCCCUGCUGAUGCUGCUCGGGGAGCGGACCCUUUUUGCGCCGGCCAUCACCGCCCUCUCGCUCUACUUCAUUACCCUGUUCGAGGGCCGCAGCCAUGAGGAGGGCUGCAGCAACCUGAACGACCUGUACAAGAUGAUCGUGGUCAACAACUGGAAGUACUUGACGCUGCCGAUUCUGAUCAACUUCAAAUUCGUGCCUCCCAUGCUCCGCGUUCUAGUCGCCAACAUCAUCGGCUUCUGCUGGAUCGUUUUCCUAUCGGCCAAGCGCCGGAAGGCCGAAAUCCUGCGCCGCAAGGCGGAAGAACAGCGAAACUCCUGAGUAGCGGAGAACGUCUCCUUCUGGCCUUUCGCGGUCCUGACGGGGAAACGUUACAACGAUGACGACGAUGUUGACAACUACGUGCCACCGGAGAAGCCCAGCUCGUACGAGAAGCUAGCGGGAGGCAUUUCGACGUAGAGUGUGGGUGAUGCGGAGGUGCGCGGUUGGCAUGGGUGGGGGCGGAUGUGGGCCAAACGAAUCGGACGUUGUCGGAGUUGAACGAGAGUACUCGGCGGAGCACAGAAAGCGAAGCAAUACACAGACAGAUCGGGAGGAGAUCGAUUGACCGAGCGAGCGGCAAUGCGAAUCAGCAAAGCAGCAAAACAUGAUGAAAACAAACGCUAAAGAGAAGAACACAAAAUGCGAAUCAACACUUAGGAAAGAGAGAUUACCGAAGGAGAGAAUACAGCAACAAAUCAACCAGUAACAACAAACAAAACAACAACAAAUAUUAGUAGCAACAAUUAAAAAUAAACUUUGUCAGUAAAUUGCGGUAACAAAUGGAAAAAGCAGCCUUUUAAAUUUGCAUAAAAUAGGGAAAAAUAAACAAAACAGAUACAAAGCGCGUGAAUAAUCGAAAAAAAGAAAGCAAAACAAAAGAUAAAAGCUAAGCAUAAUAAAACAAAAAAAAUUAGGAUACGUUUCAAUAUUAUAAAUAUAUUAUGAAUAGAGACUUGUUCAGCAUUUAAGAAUUCGCUUCCUGGGAAAAAUAAUGCAAUAAUAUAAAAUAAUAAUCAAGUGAGGAGGAUAUUCCUUUUAAGAUAUUCAAAUCAUUCAACAAACAAAACCACACACAUUGUAAAACCACACCACGUGUUUAAAUUCGCUAUUACUAUUAUAGGUUUAGGGGAGGUGCAAAAGACUUUUUUUUGUUACAUUUUCGUUUCUUGGUUGUAAGUUAUUACAAAUGGGGUAAAAAUACAGCAUUUUAUAUCACACCUGACAGACAGAAAGAGAAAAAAAGGAAAAAGAGAACAAACCCAA
Molecule: messenger RNA, 2251 nt
Organism: Uranotaenia lowii
Lineage: Eukaryota; Metazoa; Arthropoda; Insecta; Diptera; Culicidae
Product: PXMP2/4 family protein 3
Exons: 4
Coding region: 689-1267 (192 amino acids)
Cellular component (GO): cytoplasm; membrane
Source: RefSeq, a predicted model, not a curated record